AGUCAGCUCCUUGCGUGCGUGCAGUGGUUGGGCGAGUUCCAGGUGCUGGCCUAUCUGCCGCUCGAGGCAGACCAAGGGCUGCCUAUCCAGGACAUGGCCGAGCUGGCUGACGUGCCUGAGGCGCAGCUGUGCCGGAUUGUGCGUCUCACAGCCAUGGGCGGCUUCUUGCGCGAACCACAGCCUGGCUAUGUUGCCCACACUGCGCUUUCGGCCAGCUUUGUCCGGCGGCUGGCUCAGCUAGACUCGGCCAUGUUCCUGGCCGAGACGGUGGCGCCGUGCAUGCUACACAUGGCGGCCGCCUCCCGGCACGCCCACACGCACCAGGCCGAAGGGCUCGCCAUGGACUGGGGCAGCAAGCGGGUGCAGCGGUUGUGGUCAAGCUUCGUGGGGGCCAUGGGCGGCGCUGAUCAAGACUCUCACAUCCUGGCCCAGAUCGACUGGGCAAGCCUGGCUCGCGAUGCCGCGCCCCAUCCCGCCCUGCGCUUUGUCGUGCAGACGACGGACGCGGCGCCGCCCCCAAGCGCCACCGCCACUGUCUCCGCCACUUCCGCCACCGCUUCCGCCACCUCCGCCUCCGCGGCCCCCACGCCCCCCAGCCACAGCACCAGCCACAGCCACAACCACAACCACAACCACCACCACAACGUCCGCAUGUGCCAGCGAGCCCACGGCGCGCCGCAGACCAUCACCGACGCCGCCCUCUACCUCGUGCGCGUGCCCGCAAACAUCCCCGGCCCCAUCCGCCCACGCAUCGCCGCCGAACUGCGCGCCCACCUGCCCGUCCUCCAGGCGCAGCGAGGCGCGCUGCUGAUCCUAACGUCGCCUCUGCUGCCGGAGCCUGGCACGGUCUCACGUCAGACCGAGCUGCUCGCACGCGUGCGCGACCUUGCCCGCCUGCAGCUGGUCGGCAGCGGCCUGUUGACCCUGCAGGAGCUGGUGGAGCUUGUUGGCAGCAUCCACGACGCCCACGGCGGCCUGGUCGUGGUCAAGCAGCUCCACGCCCCCAACAGCGCCUUCGUGGGACUAGGACUGCGUUAUCAGCCCUUGCUGCCGCUGACCGGCUAA
This is a messenger RNA of Exserohilum turcica Et28A, 1065 nucleotides long. RefSeq lists its product as uncharacterized. The record is from RefSeq and is a predicted model, not a curated record. Gene Ontology annotation, molecular function: methyltransferase activity. NCBI's taxonomy places the organism in Eukaryota, Fungi, Ascomycota, Dothideomycetes, Pleosporales, Pleosporaceae. The annotation marks the transcript as partial. The transcript is spliced from 2 exons.